GCCCAAACACCAGACACAGACUCCACCACCCCGCUUCGAUCUUCUGUUGCAGCUGAAAUCUGUCAGAUUCUGCAGUUCAUUCCAAAUGGCUGCUGCAGCAGAGCACGGCAACUGCGAUGCUUGGGCGGCCAGAGACCCUUCUGGGGUUCUCUCACCAUACAAGUUUAACCGCAGGGCAGUGCAAAGCAGCGACGUUUCGCUGAAGAUCAUAUACUGCGGGGUGUGUUACGGUGACGUUAUGUGGAUACAGAACAAGCACAACGACUCAGUUUAUCCUCUGGUUCCUGGGCAUGAGAUAGCUGGGGUUGUGACUGAGGUUGGCGCAGACGUCAAGGCCUUCAAGGUGGGUGACCACGCAGGCGUUGGAACCUACGUGAACUCGUGCCGGCACUGCGAGAACUGCAACAGCUCUCUGGAGAACUACUGCCCAGAAACAGUUUUCACUUACAACACAACUGAUGCUGAUGGGACCAUCACAAAGGGGGGCUACUCCACUCACAUUGUCGUCCAUGAAAGGUACUGCUUCAAGAUACCCGAUGGCUACCCUCUGGCGCAGGCAGCGCCUCUUCUGUGUGCUGGAAUCACCGUCUAUACCCCAAUGGCGCGGCACAACAUGAAGCAGCCUGGGAAGUCGCUGGGAGUCAUUGGGCUCGGUGGCCUAGGCCACAUGGCGGUCAAAUUUGGCAAGGCCUUCGGCCUCAAGGUCACGGUUUUCAGCACGAGCGAAUCGAAGAGGGAAGAAGCCAUUAACCUCCUUGGAGCAGAUAACUUUGUUAUAUCGUCAGACACGCAGCAGAUGGAGGCCCUGAAAAACUCCCUGCACUUCAUAGUUGACACUGCUUCUGGUGACCAUCCAUUCGAUCCGUAUCUCUCGCUCCUUAAGGUUGGCGGUGUGAUGACAAUAGUGUGCUUUCCAAGUGAGAUCAAGAUGCACCCUGCGAGCCUCAAUCGUGGUGGGCGGACCUUGUCUGGUAGUAUUGUCGGAGGUACAAAAGACAUCCAGGAGAUGGUUAACUUUUGCGCGGAGAACAAAAUCUAUCCAGAGAUCGAGAUCAUCAAGAUGGAUUAUAUCAACGAGGCUCUCGCCAGGCUUGUUAACCGAGACGUGAAAUACCGCUUUGUCAUCGACAUCAAGAACUCUUUCGAGUAGCAUGCUCAUUCACAUGAUCCCUGUCUUCUUUGUCAAUGUAUGAGAGAUAAUGAGUCGUUUCGAAUAAAGCUUAGACAUGAUAAAUAA
Molecule: messenger RNA, 1237 nt
Organism: Zea mays
Lineage: Eukaryota; Viridiplantae; Streptophyta; Magnoliopsida; Poales; Poaceae
Molecular function (GO): zinc ion binding; oxidoreductase activity, acting on the CH-OH group of donors, NAD or NADP as acceptor
Source: RefSeq, marked validated